Molecule: messenger RNA, 2484 nt
Organism: Carica papaya (papaya)
Lineage: Eukaryota; Viridiplantae; Streptophyta; Magnoliopsida; Brassicales; Caricaceae
Source: RefSeq, a predicted model, not a curated record
GCAUUCAACGGUUGUUGUGAUAAACGAAUUUCACACAUAUAAGUUGCACCACCAACUUAAAUAGCGGAAAGAGAAAAAAGAAAAACAUCAUUCAAAUCUCUCUUCUCUAGCUUCUGCGAGUUUUGGUGGCUAAUCAUGGCGGCCUCGAAGCUCGUGAUUGUAUCGCUGUUCCUCGCCCUAAUUUUCACGAGCUCUCUAAGAGCUGACGUUCUGAUCGACGGUGAAGAUACGACGGAGAAAGAAGUUGCCGGAUCCAACAACUUCGAUUCCUCGUCUUUGAAGAUCGAACUUGACCAGCUUAAAUCCAGGAUCCAUUCUCUUGAAACCCAGAUUUAUGAAAAAACCAGAGAACUCAAAAGCAAGGAUGUGAUAAUAGCAGAGAAGGAGAAAAUCAUUCAGGAGAAGUCCAACAGCAUUACAUCAUUGCAGAAUGAAAUAUCAUCUCUCCAGAAAAAAGGCACGUUAGAUGCUGCAGAGCAGGUCGGAAAGGCUCAUGCAAAGGCUGUAGAAUUAGAGAAGCAGGUUGAAAAUCUCAAGAAGGAGGUGGAAGCAAAGAAUAAGGAGAAAGAAGCCUUGGAAGCCGGCGCAGAUGAAGCAGAGAAGAAGAUAAGUGUACUGAUUUUGAAACUAGAAAAUCUUGAAAGAAUUAAUGAUGAACAGAAGAGCAAAAUUCGCAAAACUGAACGUGCUCUUAAAAUGGCUGAGGAAGAAUUGAUGAAGGCAAAAUUUGAAGCAACUUCCAAAACUAAGGAGUUAACAGAGGUUCAUGGUGCAUGGCUUCCACCAUGGCUUGCUGUACACUUAAUUCAUUUUCAGUCCUUUGUGGGGGCACAUUGGAAUGAGCAUGGAAAACCUGCCGUGGAUUUGAUGAUCCAGAAGGCCCUUGAGAAAAAGUCUCAAGCUGAAAAGUGGGCUGAACCUCUCCUGGAAACAGUUAAAACUAAAUGGAUCCCAGUUGCGAAGGACCAGUUGUUGGCGGUUACCACAUAUGUCGAACCACAUGUGCAAUUAGUAUCCACUAAAAUGAAAGAAGCUUAUGAGACGUCAAAGAUUGUGAUAGCUCCACAUGUUAUCAAAGUUCAACAAUCUGUUGAUCAUACUUUCAGGAAGCUAAGAAGUUUACCAAGCCAUAUAUCGAUCAAGUUGCUACCGUGACAAAACCUCAUGUCGAUAAAGUACGAGUUGCAAUGAAGCCAUAUACAAAGCAAAUAGUCCGUGCUUAUGAAAGAAUCUUGAAAUCUGCGAACACAUACCACCGUCAGGUUUGAACCUGUUCUGCUGUUACAACGUGCACACAAAUUGACCAGUUUUCAAUAUUUAUACUUUUUUAAAUAGCAGGAAUGUUCUUCAUCUAGAAUUUGUUGGAAAUGGGCUUUAUUCUAUGAACUCCUUUGGUGAAGGGUAACAAAUAUUAUUUUGAAGUCAAAACCGUGAGGUCUGUGUAUCUAGCUUUUUUUUUAGUUGUUUCUUUGUGGGAUUCAUUGAGAAAGUGACAGAUAAUUUGGAGAGAACUGUUCAGCAUUUGGUUUGAUUUUCAGAGUCAAGUGAUUAUAAUUCGCAAACAAAUUGUCUUCUUGUCUCUGUGCAGCUGUUGAUUUUCUGUGCAAAUUGGUAAUUGGAUAGUAUAGGAAUAUUCACCUAUUGUCCAUCGGUUACACAUUUUCGGCUUAAUCUUGGACUCUGAUUCACCCUCCCAUGGAUGAACCUUGCAAAAGAGGCUAGGUUAGAUGAAAGAUGGUUAUUGGUUGAAGGACGUUAAGUGCCCUACUUUUUCAGGGUAAGAAAGGUUAGAGAAAAUGUCCCAAGCCAAUGUUCAAGUAACAGACACUAUGAUGGUGGAGUAACCCAUGGUAUACUACCAAGAAAAGCUUGAACAACCUUUAACAAAGGGGUCCCUAUAUCCGAAACUAACAGAGGUGAGUAAGUAGAGAAUACGCAGGGGUGCAAGAUAACUCUCUCUAAGGAACUCGACAAAGUAGUCCCGUAACUUUGGGAGAAGGGGUGCUUUCUCAUAAAGGGAGUUGCAAUGAUUAGGCUUGGGCAAUUUAUCAAAAACAUAGGUCUCUGCAAAGUCAUAAGACCAUGUAUGGGGGUUGACCUGCCUACUACCGGAAGGUCAAGGAAGUUGGUGACAUGAUGACAGGGCAGCCAACAACUAAAGCACUGGUGGACGGUGGCCGUAACUAUAAUGGUACUAAAGUAGUGAAAUUCCUUGUUGGGUAAGUUUCAUUCCUCACAAAAUGUCUAGCGAUCUGGGCAUUGUCUUGGAGAGAGACUCAAUAAAGUAAACAUGUUUAUGAAGAUGCGGACAACCUGCACCUGGAUAGAAAAUAACCUAUGAAACUUCACUAUUCCCUGGAUUGGCUUUGGGCUUUUUCUGUUCAGCUUAGGUGAAGGGUGAAGAAAGCCUCGUUCUAGCGGAGUUCAAGUCAUAUGUGAGAUACCACUCUGAAAGAGUUAGAAUCCAAAUCUUGUGCUAGGACA